Neohortaea acidophila is the source of this 1845-nucleotide messenger RNA. RefSeq lists its product as uncharacterized. The transcript is spliced from 2 exons. NCBI's taxonomy places the organism in Eukaryota, Fungi, Ascomycota, Dothideomycetes, Mycosphaerellales, Teratosphaeriaceae. The record is from RefSeq and is a predicted model, not a curated record. Gene Ontology annotation, cellular component: U4 snRNP; U4/U6 x U5 tri-snRNP complex; precatalytic spliceosome. Gene Ontology annotation, biological process: spliceosomal tri-snRNP complex assembly; mRNA splicing, via spliceosome. The coding region runs from base 1 to 1845 and encodes 614 amino acids.
AUGACGACCAUCGCCGACGAGCUCUUGAACGACUUCGAGGACAGCGGUUCGGAGAAGGAGGAAGAGGAGGAACAAGGGCAAGCGACCGACUUCUACGGCGACGAUGGCCUGAACGGUGUCAAGGCGGAGCCGACAGUCAAGCGAGAGAAUGGCGGCGUGGAUCUGAAAAUGGACGAGGAGGACGAGGACGAUGGUGCUGACGUGGGUGUAUCGCGUCAUUUGAAGAUGGAAGACGAAGAGGAUGAGGAGGAGACCAAGGCCAGGGUGGAGAAGAUGGAACUCAAGACCGUCAGCGACGUGCGGAGCGUUGCAGGGUUGAUGAAGCAGCUGCAGCCUGUUAUCGAGAAAAUCGAGUACUACAAAGGCCUUCCGCCCGACAAGCAGACGAAGAAUGUCGGCAGCAUCGAGGACAACCCCGAGUACAACUUGCUCACACAGUCCAACACCCUCUCCACCAGCAUCGACGGCGAGAUCAUCCUCGUGCACAAAUUCAUCCGCGACCACUACUCCGUGCGGUUUCCCGAGUUGGAGACGUUGAUUCAGAAUCCAUUGGAGUACGCAAAGACGGUGGCAAUCAUUGGCAAUGGUCCCAUGGAGAAUAUCCGUGCCAUCAGUGAGAGCAAGGACAAUGUCGUAGGCCAGUCAUUGCGACAGGUUUUGGACGGGCCUUCUUUGAUGGUGGUGACCGUGGAGGCUACAACGACGAGCGGAACGCCCCUUGCAGACAAAGAGCUUGCUGCGGUUCGCAGGGCAUGCGAGAUGACCCUUCAGCUGGAUCGCGCCAAAACCAUCCUCACCGAAUACGUCCAGUCACGCAUGUACAUGUUCGCCCCCAACCUCACCACACUCAUCGGAUCCUUGACUGCAGCACAGCUGCUCAACUAUGCCGGUGGUAUUAUCGGUCUGGCGAAGACGCCAGCCUGCAAUAUUGCACCACUCGGCAGCAAGAAGAACACUUCUAUCGGUCUGGCGACCAACACUGGCAUCCGACAUCAGGGGUUUUUGUACAACAACGACAUCAUUCGAGACGUAUCGUCCGACCUCAAAGUCCAGGCCAUGCGGAUUCUUUCCGCCAAAAUCGUCCUCGCUGCACGCGUUGACCAAGCGCACGAAGCACCCGCAGGCGAGCAAGGACUCGCUUUCUACGAUCAAGUGGAGAAGCGCAUCGCCAAACUAUCAGAAGCUCCACCCAACAGUGGCGUGCGAGCAUUGCCGGCACCAGACGACAAGCCCGCAAGGAAACGAGGAGGGCGUCGCGCGCGCAAAGCCAAGGAAGCAACCGCCAUGACUGAUCUGCGCAAAGCCCAAAAUCGCAUGGCCUUUGGCAAAGAGGAAGCCGAAGUUGGCUUUGGUGACGGCACCAAGGGCCUAGGAAUGAUUGGUCAACAAGACGAUGGCCGCAUUCGAGCUCAGCAAGUCGAUCAAAAGACCCGCGCAAAGCUAUCCAAGAAGAACCCGGGCUGGGGCGGCGCGACACCCGUCGGCGGCACUACCACAUCCCUCCGCAGUUUCGGCGGCCCUGGUGCCCUCGGCACAGCAUCGACGCUCAAAGCCGCCGGGCUCCGUGCUUCGGGUGUGGGUAGCGGGCUGAAGACCAACGUCGGCAACGUCGGCGGCACCACUUCCACCAUCGCUUUCACGCCGGUGCAAGGCUUGGAGCUGAUCGAUCCCAAAGUUCGCGAGGAGAUGAAUCGGAAGCGUAAGGCGGAGGAGGACCGCUGGUUCAAGGGCGGGACGUUCACGCAGGUUGGCAGCGCUGGAAGUCCGGCGCAGGCCGGCUCUGUGGAUAGUUCUGGGUUCAAGGUGCCGGCGUUGCCGAAUAAGAAGAUGAAGCCUGAGGGGUGA